Messenger RNA from Ficedula albicollis (Collared flycatcher), 1500 nucleotides. RefSeq names its product probable G-protein coupled receptor 34. Gene Ontology annotation, biological process: G protein-coupled receptor signaling pathway. The coding region runs from base 102 to 1247 and encodes 381 amino acids. The transcript is spliced from 2 exons. Gene Ontology annotation, cellular component: membrane. Gene Ontology annotation, molecular function: G protein-coupled purinergic nucleotide receptor activity. NCBI's taxonomy places the organism in Eukaryota, Metazoa, Chordata, Aves, Passeriformes, Muscicapidae. The record is from RefSeq and is a predicted model, not a curated record.
ACAAGAGGAGCUGCACGUUUCUCCUCCCUGUCUUCACCAGUGGUUUUGAGAACAAGCAGAACCUCUUAACAUAUAAAUGAACAGUUAAAACCCCUUUACAAAUGAUGGCUGCAACUUCAGCUGAUUUACCAACCACUGUUCCACACAAGGAAGAACUCUGGAGUAACCAAACCAACCUGACCAUAAAUGCCUCAGAAAGUCACAGUAAUGGCAGCUGUUCCUUGGAAGACAACAACUCACUGUCACUUGCUUUGAUCUUCUUUUACUCCAUUAUUUUUCUCGUUGGAUUGGUUGGAAAUAUCAUAGCCCUGUUUGCUUUCCUGCGCAUUCACCAGAAAAGGAAUUCUAUCCAAGUCUACUUGCUAAAUGUAGCAGUUGCAGACCUUCUGCUGAUCUUCUGCCUUCCCUUCCGGAUCCUCUACCAUGCCACCAACCGCUGGAUGUUCGGGCGGAUUUUUUGCAAGGUUGUGGGAACUCUGUUUUACAUGAACAUGUACAUUAGCAUAGUACUGCUGGGACUCAUUAGUCUGGACCGUUACAUAAAAAUAAAUAAGUCUGUGAAGCGCCCAAAGAUGUUAACCACUGCCCGCAGUGUGCAGAUCUGUUGCACGGUGUGGGCGAUUGCACUGACAGGAUUUAUAGUGGUAGUUGUACCGUCUUUCUUUAAGACUAAGGACAGCAACUCUACCAAGUGCUUUCAUUACCGAAGCAAGCAGAAUGCAGAGAAGACUGAAGCAAUUUUAAAUUAUAUCAUUGUACUGAUUUUUUGGGUAGUAUUUUUUCUUUUGAUACUUUCGUAUGUAAAAAUUGCCAAGAACCUUCUGAAAAUUUCAAGGAGGAGGGCAAAUUUUCCCAAUGCAGGAAAAUACACCAAGACAGCAAGAAAUUCCUUCAUUGUUCUCAUAAUUUUCACCAUCUGUUUUGUGCCUUAUCACAUAUUCCGGUUUGUGUACAUCACAUCGCAGUUACAAACCCCAUCCUGUCGCUGGACAAAGAUCAUUCACGUGUGCAAUGAGGUGAUGCUCGUAUUUUCAUCGUUCAACAGCUGCCUAGACCCAGUUAUGUAUUUCCUAAUGUCCAGGAGUGUCCGUAAGACUGUAUUGCAACUGAUAUGCACAAAACUUCAUGGAGAGUCCAGCCUAAACCUGGAGAGCACUUCAGACAUCAAACUUGGCCAAUACGCUCAAGAGCGAUUAUCCACCACCACUCCCCACUCCAGCUACUCGAGGAAGAAAUCUAUGAUUUGAAUGUUUAAAUCAAUCUCUGUCACUCCAGGUCACCAAUUUCAGAUCACAAAAUCCUCUGCUCCACAGCUACUAAUUCUGCCUCUUUGCUCCUGUUAAGAAAAAUGAGAAGUCUUACUUCUGUUUGUGAAAAUGAGAAGUAAUUUUUCAGAAGAAUUUUUUCGCUCUUGUUUAUCCACGAAAGCAAAUUAGAAGUUCUCAGACAUUUUGUGUUGGACUAAACUAGAACACUAACUCUUUAGGGAGAUUUCCAAGU